GUUAAGAUAUUUCAACUUCUGAAUUUAGGAAUUUCCACUUUCUGUUCAAUAUUUUCUAGAAAUAAUUAGAUUUUUUACAAUGGAAUUGGGUGAUUUACCUUACGAUUGUUUAUCGUGUAUAUUUGAUUGUAUUCCUGAUCUUAAAUCGCUUUUGGAUCUGUCAACAGUUUGUAAAGAAUGGAACAUUUUGGCGAAACAAAGAUUGAAAAAAAUUCGACAUUUACAUGUUGAGCGCGAUAUCGAAUCUGACCUUGCAGCAUCUCCCAAUCACCUUUAUACGAACGAUGUUGGAUUGAUGGAGAGAGUAAAUGUCUCGCAAAUGUUUCCAAAUCUCAGGGUGAGUUCAUUUAUCAAGAAGAAAAAUUCUUUUCUAAUCAAUUUUUCCACCGAAAUCGCAGUUUUUCACGAAAGAUGGUUCGCUCGAAACCACGUGUACCUGUAAAAUGUUGGUCAAUGUUUUAUCAACUUCGAAACCUUUAACUGGACUCAUUUGUGAAGCUCCAUGUC
Messenger RNA from Panonychus citri (citrus red mite), 507 nucleotides. RefSeq lists its product as uncharacterized. Bases 80 to 442 code for a protein of 120 amino acids. The transcript has 3 exons. Gene Ontology annotation, molecular function: protein binding. Lineage: Eukaryota; Metazoa; Arthropoda; Arachnida; Trombidiformes; Tetranychidae. The record is from RefSeq and is a predicted model, not a curated record.